CCCUACUUGUGUCGAAUGGUUCGCUCCUAUACUUCAGGUGAGUAUAUAAUAUACCAGAGUUCCACAGAACGCCAGACGCUUUCGUCUUAGUCCCACAUCAUGUGAACACUACCCUUUAAUCCAUGGUAUCUUCCAGUCUGACGAGAAGGCUUCAUCAUGUAUUUAACCGUGGACUACACAGCGCAAUCCAGGAGAGCGUCCAGGCCCUAAACCGAUAAGAGAGAAGCCCCAGACAGCUGCUGUCCGUGGGGCACAGGCUGUUGAUGACCAGAAUGUGGUUCCUGCUGCUGGUGGUCACCGCGUGCUGUUCUCAUGCUGUCAUCUGCUGCUCUUACUCUGCAGGGACGUCUAAAAACAAUGUUGAAGCCUGUCUUCCCUGCGGGAACCUGACCGAGUGCGUGCCGCGGAGUAAACACUGCGAUAACAGGACGGACUGCAGUAACGGCGCAGACGAGGAGAACUGUGGUGAUAACAAAGGCAUUCCGGAUUCCCUGGAAAGUAUACCUUUGGUAUUACGUCCGUUCGCUAUCCCAAAACAUUGUGAACUUCAGGAAGUUCCCAGUAUGUGCUCCUGUAGUCACUUAACGAGGAUCAGGUGUGGCGGGAUAGGGCUGACCGACAUACCCGCCAACAUUUCCGUACAGGUUACCAGGCUAAACCUGGAGAUGAAUCUUAUCCGUGUGGUUGAAGUGGACGCAUUUGUUGGACUUCACAACCUGACAAAACUGUAUCUGGACCACAACCAGCUGCAAACGUUGGAGCCUGGUGUCUUCAGCGAUCUCUCCAAUUUGGAGUGGCUAUAUUUGAACAAUAACCAACUUCGAGUUCUCAAUGCCCAGGCGUUUUACGGACUCCAUAGUCUGACAUGGUUGGAGCUGAGAUGGAAUCGCAUCCAUACAGUGGUCGGAGAGGGCAUUUGGGACAACAUGCCUAUGCUGGGAAUUUUAGACCUGGAAAGCAACCUUCUAAGCUCUCUAGAGAUGUUCAGAGGAUAUCGAAACUUUGCUGCGACACUAUUCGUGAGGAACAACUCGAUCGAGGUCAUUAAUGACCUUGCCCUGGCUGAGCUCACGCAGCUCCACGGACUCGACCUGUCAGAAAACAAGAUCGCGAAGUUCCCAAACGGAGUCUUCAGAAAUCUGUCAGCCUUAGACUUGCUGAACAUAUCCUUCAACCCACUACAAGUUCUGCAGUGGAACCUAUUUGACGGACUUGAAAAGCUCGGAUCUUUAGAUCUGAGGGGAAUCGUGGCCCACAAUAUGUCAUUUCGCCUGUUCCGGCCACUGCGCAAGUUAGAGCACAUAUACUUCAGCGAGUUCCGUUACUGCGGGUUCGCCCCACGCGUACGCAGAUGCACACCCAACACGGACGGCAUCUCAACGUUUGAGAACCUCCUGGCAAACUUCGUACUGCGCAUGUCAGUUUGGGUGGUCGCCAUAGUAACCUGCGUCGGCAACACGAGCGUGAUGAUUGGACGAUCCAUCAUGAAGCAUGAGAACAAAGUUCACUCUCUCUUCAUCAGGAACCUGUGUGCCUCUGAUCUGAUCAUGGGCAUGUAUUUGCUCGUCAUUGGAACGAAAGACUACAUGUACCGCAACGCCUACAACGAACACUCGCAGCAAUGGAAGGAGAGUCUCGGCUGCCAGGUCACCGGCUUUCUGGGCAUGCUGUCCGCUGAGGUGACCGUGCUGCUCCUGACGUACAUGUCCGUGGAGAGAUUCCUCUGUGUGGUGUUCCCUUACCGUGACAGCAGACCGAACGUCGGACAAGCAACCGUGAUACUGGUCAUCAUCUGGCUGAGCGGCGCGGCGUUGUCCAUGGCGCCCGUGAUGUCACCGGGGUACUUCGGCAACUUCUACGGCAGCAACGGCGUGUGCUUCCCGCUCCACCUACACGACCCGCACGGUGCCGGCUGGGAGUACAGCGCCUUUGUGUUCAUGGGCCUCAACUUCGUGUCGAUGAUCAUCAUCCUGUGCGCCUACGCCGGUAUGUUCAUCUCCAUCCAGCGUACACGCCGCUCUAUCGGCUCCCCGCUGUCCCUCCUCAGCGACAUGUCAUUCUCCAAGAGGUUCUUCUUCAUCGUGCUCACGGACUCCCUGGUCUGGCUGCCCAUCACCAUCAUCAAGUUCGCGGCUCUGCUGGGGGUGCCGAUUUCAGGUUCCAUGUACGCUUGGAUCGUGAUCUUCAUCCUGCCGAUCAACAGCGCCAUCAACCCCAUCCUGUACUCCCUCACCACACGGACCUUCACCAACAUGCUCGGCAACCUGGUGGAGAAGAGCCCCUGCUGCGCGAGAAAAAUAAAGUCUGGAAGACUGCGGCAACAGAAGGAAGAAGCAUUUUCUGGUGCCACUUACACCACCGGCGUGGCGUCUGUUCUUCGACCAGUGAAAUGUUUCAAAGUGAAGCGGUCAUCAGAGACAGAGUUUUCCAUGUCAACCGUCUCCACACCGAUCUGCUCCGAGAACACGACCAAGGCCUUCGUCAGCACCAUAGAGAUCCCGGAUGUGGUACACAGAAGCUCCACCCUCAACAGCGUGCCCGAAGUCCCGUCUCUGGAAAUCUCCGGCAAAGAAUCCGAGACAGAUUUGGACGAGUCUUAGGAUAUAGGGGACUGAUGAUAUAUUCGAUUAUUUAUAUACAGUUCAUGAAAUGACGUGGUAAUCUGUUCACCCAUGUUGAAAAAUGUUGUACCAAUUUAAAGUUGAUGUCGAUACAUUGUUUCUGAACACAGUGAUGGUGGUACGUAUUUGAUCUGUAUUAACGCCACAGUACUUUACCAUGUGAUAAAAAUUACAGUCAGUUGCUCUCGUCUGUUAAAAGUUGUAAAAAUCACAAAGACGCAGUGUAAAUACCUUUUGGGAUGUAAAUUAGCAAGGGUUGAGUAUGGUAUGUGUACUGUGGAUUCUGUGUCCAGUGCGUAUAACCUUCAGGCACAAUGUGAUCAUAAUGAGUAAUACUGAAAUGUUCGCCGUGGAUUUAUGUUCGCGGUUUUGGCGUUGGCCAUUUCACAGCGAAUUUAAAACCACCGCGAACAUUUUUCCAGGGCAUUAAGAUACUACAGUGCAUGGCGCUACCGCGAAAUUAAAACCACCGCGAAAAGUCCUUUUUCCCGCUACCUCGAAAUUAAAUCCCCGCGAACUUAAAUACAUUUACAGUAGUACCGUUUCUGUAUUCAUCAUACAAAGUGUCAAUGUGACAUAUGUUUCAGGGCAACGGCCACACUACGUACUACAUACAUACAACUUGUUAGACAUUAGGAGCCAUGCUAUUUGCAACAGACGUUGAAUUGUUUCAAUGAAAGUCUAGACACUGUGAGAUUCAAAAUCCGAACUAACGUGACGUACUGGGAUGGCAUAACAGAGCUGGUCCUGGUUUUGCCAUAUUGAAUUUUCCAGCAUCAGAUCAUCAAUACCUUUUCCGUCUACAGGAAGGAAGAAGUAAUAAAUCUUGUAUUUGAUGUAUUUUCCAGUAAUAAUGUAUCUGUGCUUGUUUUGUAAAAAAUGGACCAUUGGUUACGUACAUACGGACUGAGGUAAACUUUGUUUAUGGAAUAUAGGGCAUUAACUCCGAUGUACAUGUGUUCAUAGGAUGCGAGGUUUACCUGAAAGGCUGCUAGGGUGGUAAUGUACAUCUUACAAUUAUGUAUUUAAUUGGGAAUUCACUUCUAAUCAAGCCUCCUUCAUGUGUAAGUACAAGUAAUAAAGGUCUUCCCCUGACAAUAAAAUUGAUUUCCCCGCCAACUCCACGGCGUUAGAGUCAUAAAUCGUUUCCUUGUUGCUUCUCAUUGCAAUGACAUAUUCUGGGCCAAUC
Molecule: messenger RNA, 3810 nt
Organism: Branchiostoma floridae (Florida lancelet)
Lineage: Eukaryota; Metazoa; Chordata; Leptocardii; Amphioxiformes; Branchiostomatidae
Product: relaxin receptor 1-like
Exons: 19
Coding region: 264-2600 (778 amino acids)
Biological process (GO): G protein-coupled receptor signaling pathway
Cellular component (GO): membrane
Molecular function (GO): G protein-coupled receptor activity; protein binding
Source: RefSeq, a predicted model, not a curated record